This is a messenger RNA of Ruditapes philippinarum (Manila clam), 3557 nucleotides long. RefSeq lists its product as uncharacterized. The record is from RefSeq and is a predicted model, not a curated record. The coding region runs from base 542 to 1561 and encodes 339 amino acids. The transcript is spliced from 9 exons. NCBI's taxonomy places the organism in Eukaryota, Metazoa, Mollusca, Bivalvia, Venerida, Veneridae.
AUUUCGUGUUGUUGUUUUUUCUUCAGCUGAACAUGGAUUUGCAACGCGAAAAAAAGUGAAUGGUAGGAACAAUCGUGAACCUUCCUGUUCAAAUGAGGACGAUCAGAUUCCAUUACAUGUAAAAAAUGCCCUAGGUAAUGAUGAUGUCGUGCGGAGACAUGCGGCAAAAUCUCAUAAUGAGAAGAGUCAAAAUCGAAACAAAGUGAUAAUUGGCGACGACAAAGUUUACAAAAGAAGUUCAAAGGUUGAAGACACAGCUGUCACUGAUGAAUGUAACAGAAGUACAGAUAUACCAUGCGUGAAAGAAAGUCUCCCUUCUCCAGUUCAAGAAAGUAAAUCAUGCAACAGACGCUUUGAAACACAACUGGCAACCACAGUACACAGCAAACAUAAAACAAAUCAUGCUAAGACAAUUGUGCAAGAACAAUAUGAUCAGUUGACCAGUCCGUUUAGUUCUGAUGAAUACAAAAACUUUGAACAAGGUCAAGAUGACAAUACCCGUCCGAAAGUUAUUGAUGAUAAUGCAGCUUUUGACUAUACAAUGGCAGACAGCGAUUCAUCAGCAUUCAUGAGUGGUGCAGGUUGCUCAGACUCUUUUGUUUCAGUUAGACAAAAUAAACUUGAUACAGAUUCACAUUCCAUAGGAACAGCUGAAGGCAUAAAAAAUUCAGAUCAUGUUCUGACAAAAGAGAACUCAUUCAAAUCAUCACCGGUUUGCAAAACUACUAAAAAUGAAGGAUAUUUACAAAAACAAACAUCUUCGCCUCAUUAUCAUGAUUAUUACCCGUCAGGUCCUUUUUCUGAAUCUAGCAAAGAAGACCUAGUUCUGCCGUUAGCUGCACAAGGAAUCAAAGAUGAAGGUGCGGAAUCAUCGAAUGGUAUUUGUAGCAAACACGACGAGGAAAUUGCAUCAGAAACACAAGUGUUACCCAUGGGCAAUGGUGAUGUAAAUUUUCAUCAGGCGUCUACGUCUUCUUCAAAACAAACUAAAUUGACAGAUACUACGGAAACAGAAAAUACAACACAAAGCUUAGAGUCAAACUUAGAUGACGAAAGUAAUACAUAUGAAAAUAUUACGGUUAGCGAAAACAAAGAACAAAAUAUAUUCUCUACUGAAGAAAACGAAAUAAAAAGAGGCAGUAACAUCAGUACCAAAAGUACAUCUAGUUCUGGCAGCGAUAGUAGUACGGAUAGUGUCACGUAUGAAAGCCCAGACGAGGGUGCACAACAUGAGAAUGGGAAUUUCUUUCGAGAAGAAGAAUAUUAUUGCGAACACCCGAAAUACAUUGAAAGAAAUCUUCAAAACAAUCCUCCUGGGACAUUUCUUAUUUGCAAUAUCAGAUCCAAGCAAGUGAUGUGCCUUGUCACCGAUGAUGGCAUCAAGCGUUUCAUCAUUCAUCGGCAUGAGGAGAACCUAUCGCUUUUCAAAGAUAUUUCCAAUACAAAAAAUACCUUUCCCAGUCUGAACAAAUUACUCAGUUAUUACCAUGAGCACGAUUUGCCCUCUAACAACUUUACAGAGAGACUGAAACGAGCAUACAAAGCUGAAAAAGAAGAUUAAUUGGAUAAAAAGAAACUACUAAGUCAACUUACCGGAUAAAAAUACCUUAUACUUGUAAAAACAAACGAUAUAUGAUAAACGUACGCUUACUGAGUAUAUGCUCUGAAACUAAAACGAUACAGCAUGAAAGAGAUUCAAUUUUUAGUUACAGAUACUAGAUGGAAAACUUAUACAUCAUAAAUUUGACAAAGAUCUAUAACGAUGUAUAAUGUGUUAAUAAAUGAAACUUGAAAAAAAAAAUCAAAUGUUAAUCUACAGCUAAAAUUCACACAAAUAAUAUCUGAAAAGGGAUAACAAAUCUCACUAAAGUACUAAACGCCAAGAAUGUAAAAUGAAACUGUAAAGAAUUCAUACAUUUAGCUUCAGCGCAAAACGCAUUCAUUUUUUAUUCAAAGAACAGUGUAAAAACUGUAUUUAGUGUCUGUAGUAAAAGAAAUGAUGGCUUAUUUAAAGUAAUGAUGAACGUUUUGAUUAGUCAACAACAGCAAAACUCCCAUUUUCUUUGUAAUGCUGUUAUUUUUAUCAAGAGCUUGACGAAAAGAUAAAACAGUUCAAGUAAUAAAACCAUUGCAUAACAUUUGCAAAAAGAGAUAAACUGGAACGUUCUAACCCUUUUGUCAAUCUCAUGAAUUUCUUCUUUUAUUUAUGUUUUCGCCUUGUUUGUAAAUAAUUAUGUUAUUAAUGAUUAACCUGCUCGUUAAAUAUACAUGCAUUGUGAUUUAAUGAAAUGUAUCUAUAUACUUGAUUGAUGGCUUUUUCAGUCAGUUUUAUUAAAUCGUUACGUCAUUAAAUUAAUGUACUGUUUCUUAUAUCUGCGAUAUAAACGCACUGUCUGUUUUAUGUGACAAUGUGUUAAAAACGGAAGAAGUUAAAAAAAACAGAUUGAAAUACAAAAUAGGCUACUAUAUGAAUUUAGAGCAGAAAAUCAAUGGCAUUCCUUCGUGUAAUAUGUCAUAUCAAACAGUCGAAUUGAACGUAUUAUCAGACAACUAACAAAGUAUCAUAUUUAUUACAGGUUGCUAUAAAGUCGGAUGUAAUGCUUUUUCAAACUUGAAUUCCAAACAUCAAACACUGCAACAUGCUAAAAAGCGAGAAUAAUAAUGUUUUUGAAAGCCUGCAAUAGUAUUACUUUAUUUUUGGUAAUGGAUCCACUAUUUACAAAUUAAAAGACGACACAGAAAAGAUCAUAUAGCUAUGCCUAUGUUGUGUAGCCGAAAAACAGAAAUUCUUUUACGAAUAAAUAAUUGAUAAUUAGCAUGCUAUUUAGUUUUAAAAUUGUUAUUAUUAUCUAAAAAGAGUAUAUGUACAAAAAAGAGUGAAAUGUCAAAUUUGUUAAAGUUACAAAUAUUGAAUGUUUUAAUAAUAGACGUCAAAUUAUUAAUCAUGUAACCGGAAGAUUAAAUGUAGUAUCAUUAGUGCCAGCACUAUUAAGUAUUGAGAAUUGAAUACCGCUUAAGCCGGUUCUAGGGGCGUGAGUGAUGUUGCACGUAUUCAUUAUCCCUUAUGUACAGACUCAAUCAAACCGAGUCUACCAUUCUCUUGUUAUAUUUGUGUGAUUAAUGGUUCACUUUGUUUCCAGAUUUUUAUUCUUUGUCCAAUCAAUUGUUCUAAAAAUCUAUUAUGUUUGGAUGAUAAUGUCAAUUAAGCUGUCUGUACAUAAUAAGUUGUUAAACCUUAUGACUGCUAAAAUGUCCAGGUGAUGAUUGUUGUUAUAAAUUCCAUGUUGCUAUGUUACAUUAUUUUGUAUUAAAACCAGGUCAUUUUAUUAUUUAAGUAAAAAAGAUAUUAAAAUUCUAUUGGUCAGUGUAAAACUAAAUUAUUUUUAGAAAAGAAAUUUGGACAGUUAGAUUUUGGAUUUCCAAGAGAUAUCAUUGUGGCUUUCCACUAGAAAUACUUGUUACUGAUUUAAUAUCUAUUUUUUAAUGUCAGAAUAACCUGUGCAUAUUUAAUGUGUUAUAUGUGAUAAUCUCCUGAGAAAGAAACAUUAAAUUAAAAA